UACAGAGAGGCCAAUGGGAAUUGAACUUUGAGCAUCAUUUGUCACAACCAGGACUGAUGUGCACACAGAAGGAAUGAAGUAUGGAUGUGAAGGAACGGAGGCCUUAUUGCUCCCUGACCAAGAGCAGACGAGAGAAAGAACGGCGGUAUACUAAUUCCUCAGCAGACAAUGAGGAGUGUAGGGUACCUACACAGAAGUCUUACAGUUCCAGUGAGACCUUGAAAGCUUUUGAUCAUGACUCCUCACGGCUGCUUUAUGGAAACAGAGUAAAGGAUUUGGUUCACAGAGAAGCAGAUGAGUACACCAGACAAGGACAGAAUUUUACCCUAAGGCAGUUAGGAGUUUGUGAACCAGCAACUCGAAGAGGACUGGCAUUUUGUGCGGAAAUGGGGCUCCCCCACAGAGGUUACUCUAUCAGUGCAGGGUCAGACGCUGAUACUGAAAAUGAAGCAGUGAUGUCCCCAGAGCAUGCCAUGAGACUUUGGGGCAGGGGGGUCAAGUCGGGCCGCAGCUCCUGCCUGUCAAGUCGGUCCAACUCAGCUCUCACCCUGACAGAUACAGAGCACGAAAACAAGUCGGACAGUGAGAAUGAGCAACCUACAAGCAAUCAAGGCCAGUCCACCUUGCAGCCUUUGCCACCUCCCCAUAAGCAGCACUCUGCACAGCAUCAUCCAUCCAUCACUUCUCUCAAUAGAAAUUCCCUGACCAAUAGAAGGAACCAGAGUCCGGCGCCGCCGGCUGCUUUGCCCGCCGAGCUGCAAACCACACCUGAGUCCGUCCAGCUGCAGGACAGCUGGGUCCUUGGCAGUAAUGUACCACUGGAAAGCAGGCAUUUCCUAUUCAAAACAGGAACAGGGACGACGCCACUGUUCAGUACUGCAACCCCAGGAUACACAAUGGCAUCUGGCUCUGUUUAUUCGCCGCCUACUCGGCCACUACCUAGAAACACCCUAUCAAGAAGUGCUUUUAAAUUCAAGAAGUCUUCAAAGUACUGUAGCUGGAAAUGUACUGCCCUGUGUGCUGUAGGAGUCUCAGUGCUCCUGGCAAUACUCCUCUCAUAUUUUAUAGCGAUGCAUCUGUUUGGCCUCAACUGGCAGUUGCAACAGACUGAAAAUGACACGUUUGAGAAUGGAAAAGUGAAUUCUGAUACCAUGCCAACCAACACUGUGUCAUUACCUUCCGGCGACAAUGGAAAAUUAGGUGGAUUUACACAAGAAAAUAACACCAUAGAUUCCGGAGAACUUGAUAUUGGCCGAAGAGCGAUUCAAGAGGUUCCUCCUGGGAUCUUCUGGAGAUCACAGCUCUUUAUUGAUCAGCCACAGUUUCUUAAAUUCAAUAUCUCUCUUCAGAAGGAUGCAUUGAUUGGAGUAUAUGGCCGAAAAGGCUUACCACCUUCCCAUACUCAGUACGACUUUGUCGAGCUCCUGGAUGGCAGCAGGUUGAUUGCAAGAGAGCAGCGGAACCUGCUUGAGUCCGAAAGAGCCGGGCGCCAGGCGAGAUCCGUCAGUCUUCACGAGGCUGGCUUCAUCCAGUACUUGGAUUCCGGAAUCUGGCAUCUGGCUUUUUAUAAUGAUGGGAAAAAUGUGGAGCAGGUGUCUUUUAAUACCAUUGUUAUAGAGUCUGUGGUGGAAUGCCCCCGAAAUUGCCAUGGAAAUGGAGAGUGUGUUUCUGGAACUUGCCAUUGUUUUCCGGGAUUUCUAGGUCCAGAUUGUUCAAGAGCAGCCUGUCCAGUGCUGUGUAGUGGCAAUGGGCAGUACUCCAAGGGCCGCUGCCUCUGUUUCAGUGGCUGGAAGGGCACUGAGUGUGACGUGCCGACUACCCAGUGUAUUGACCCCCAGUGCGGGGGUCGUGGGAUUUGUAUCAUGGGCUCUUGUGCUUGCAACUCGGGAUACAAAGGAGAAAACUGUGAAGAAGCUGACUGCCUCGACCCUGGAUGUUCUAAUCAUGGUGUGUGUAUCCAUGGGGAAUGUCACUGCAAUCCAGGAUGGGGUGGUAACAAUUGUGAAAUACUGAAGACCAUGUGUCCAGACCAGUGCUCUGGUCAUGGAACGUAUCUUCAAGAAAGUGGCUCCUGCACUUGUGACCCUAAUUGGACUGGCCCAGACUGCUCAAAUGAAAUAUGUUCCGUGGACUGUGGCUCACAUGGCGUUUGCAUGGGGGGCACUUGUCGCUGUGAAGAAGGCUGGACGGGCCCAGCAUGUAAUCAACGAGCCUGCCACCCCCGCUGUGCUGAACACGGGACCUGCAAGGACGGCAAGUGUGAAUGUAGCCAGGGAUGGAACGGAGAGCACUGCACCAUCGAGGGCUGUCCUGGUCUAUGCAACAGCAAUGGGAGAUGUACGCUGGACCAAAACGGCUGGCAUUGUGUUUGCCAGCCAGGGUGGAGAGGAGCAGGGUGUGAUGUAGCCAUGGAGACCCUUUGCACAGAUAGCAAGGACAAUGAAGGAGAUGGACUCAUUGACUGCAUGGAUCCUGAUUGCUGUUUGCAAAGUUCUUGCCAAAAUCAGCCCUACUGCCGUGGACUGCCUGAUCCUCAGGAUAUCAUUAGCCAGAGCUUACAAUCCCCAUCUCAGCAAGCUGCCAAAUCCUUCUAUGAUCGAAUCAGUUUUCUUAUAGGAUCUGAUAGCACCCAUGUUAUACCCGGAGAAAGUCCUUUCAAUAAGAGCCUUGCAUCCGUCAUCAGAGGCCAAGUGCUAACUGCUGAUGGAACGCCCCUUAUUGGAGUAAAUGUCUCGUUUUUCCACUACCCAGAAUAUGGAUAUACUAUUACCCGCCAGGACGGAAUGUUUGACUUGGUGGCAAAUGGUGGGGCUUCUCUAACUUUGGUAUUUGAACGAUCCCCAUUCCUCACUCAGUAUCAUACUGUCUGGAUUCCAUGGAAUGUCUUUUAUGUGAUGGAUACCCUAGUCAUGAAGAAAGAAGAGAAUGACAUUCCCAGCUGUGAUCUGAGUGGAUUUGUGAGGCCAAAUCCUAUCAUCGUGUCAUCACCUUUAUCCACCUUUUUUAGAUCUUCUCCUGAAGACAGUCCCAUUAUUCCUGAAACACAGGUACUCCAUGAAGAAACCACAAUUCCAGGAACAGAUCUGAAACUUUCCUACUUGAGUUCCAGAGCUGCAGGAUAUAAGUCAGUCCUCAAGAUCACCAUGACCCAGUCCGUGAUACCAUUUAAUUUAAUGAAAGUUCAUCUGAUGGUGGCUGUAGUAGGAAGACUCUUUCAAAAGUGGUUUCCUGCCUCACCAAACUUGGCCUAUACUUUUAUCUGGGAUAAAACAGAUGCAUAUAAUCAGAAGGUCUAUGGUCUAUCUGAAGCUGUUGUGUCAGUCGGAUAUGAAUAUGAGUCAUGUUUAGACCUGACGCUGUGGGAAAAGAGGACCGCCAUUUUGCAAGGCUAUGAAUUAGAUGCUUCCAACAUGGGUGGUUGGACGUUAGAUAAACAUCAUGUGUUGGAUGUUCAGAAUGGUAUACUGUACAAGGGAAAUGGGGAAAAUCAGUUUAUCUCCCAACAGCCUCCGGUUGUCAGUAGCAUCAUGGGCAAUGGACGAAGGCGCAGUAUCUCGUGCCCGAGUUGCAACGGUCAAGCUGAUGGUAAUAAACUAUUGGCCCCAGUUGCAUUAGCUUGCGGGAUCGAUGGCAGUCUAUAUGUAGGGGAUUUCAACUACGUCCGGCGGAUAUUCCCUUCUGGAAACGUAACAAGUGUUUUAGAACUAAGAAAUAAAGAUUUUAGACAUAGCAGCAACCCAGCUCACAGAUACUACCUUGCAACUGAUCCAGUCACAGGAGAUUUGUACGUUUCUGACACGAACACCCGCAGAAUUUAUCGCCCAAAAUCACUUACGGGUGCAAAAGACUUGACUAAAAAUGCUGAAGUGGUUGCAGGAACAGGAGAGCAAUGCCUUCCGUUUGAUGAAGCCAGAUGUGGGGAUGGAGGGAAGGCUGUGGAAGCCACACUCAUGAGUCCCAAAGGAAUGGCAGUUGAUAAGAAUGGAUUAAUCUACUUUGUUGAUGGAACCAUGAUCAGAAAAGUUGAUCAAAAUGGAAUCAUAUCAACUCUCCUGGGCUCUAACGAUCUGACUUCAGCCAGACCUUUAACUUGUGACACUAGCAUGCACAUCAGCCAGGUACGUCUGGAAUGGCCCACUGAUCUAGCCAUUAACCCUAUGGAUAACUCCAUUUAUGUCCUGGAUAAUAAUGUAGUUUUACAGAUCACUGAAAAUCGUCAAGUGCGCAUUGCUGCUGGACGGCCCAUGCACUGUCAGGUUCCAGGAGUGGAAUAUUCUGUGGGGAAGCACGCAGUUCAGACGACACUGGAAUCGGCUACUGCCAUUGCUGUGUCCUACAGUGGGGUCCUGUACAUUACUGAAACCGACGAAAAGAAAAUUAACCGAAUAAGGCAGGUCACAACAGAUGGGGAGAUCUCCUUGGUGGCUGGAAUACCUUCAGAGUGUGACUGCAAAAAUGAUGCCAACUGUGACUGUUACCAGAGUGGGGACGGCUAUGCCAAAGACGCCAAACUUAAUGCUCCGUCCUCCUUAGCUGCUUCUCCAGAUGGUACCUUGUAUAUUGCAGACCUAGGAAAUAUUCGGAUUCGGGCUGUGUCAAAGAAUAAGCCAUUGCUUAACUCUAUGAACUUUUAUGAAGUUGCCUCUCCAACUGAUCAAGAACUCUAUAUCUUUGACAUCAAUGGCACUCACCAAUAUACUGUAAGUUUAGUCACUGGUGAUUACCUGUACAAUUUUAGCUACAGCAAUGACAAUGAUAUUACUGCUGUGACGGACAGCAAUGGCAAUACCCUUAGAAUUAGACGGGACCCGAAUCGGAUGCCGGUUCGAGUGGUGUCUCCAGAUAACCAAGUGAUAUGGUUGACAAUAGGAACAAACGGAUGUUUGAAAAGCAUGACUGCUCAAGGACUAGAAUUAGUUUUGUUUACUUACCAUGGCAAUAGUGGCCUUUUAGCCACCAAAAGCGAUGAAACUGGAUGGACGACGUUUUUUGACUAUGACAGUGAAGGUCGUCUGACAAAUGUUACAUUUCCAACUGGAGUGGUCACAAACCUUCAUGGAGACAUGGACAAGGCUAUCACGGUGGACAUUGAGUCUUCCAGCCGAGAAGAAGAUGUCAGCAUCACUUCAAAUUUGUCCUCCAUCGACUCCUUCUACACCAUGGUUCAAGAUCAGUUGAGAAACAGCUACCAGAUUGGUUACGACGGCUCCCUUAGAAUUAUCUAUGCCAGUGGUCUGGAUUCACACUACCAGACAGAGCCACACGUUCUGGCUGGCACAGCUAAUCCAACAGUUGCCAAAAGAAACAUGACUCUUCCUGGUGAAAACGGUCAAAAUUUGGUGGAAUGGAGAUUCCGAAAAGAGCAAGCCCAAGGAAAAGUCAACGUCUUUGGUCGAAAGCUUAGGGUUAAUGGCAGAAACCUCCUUUCUGUUGACUUUGAUCGAACCACAAAGACAGAAAAGAUCUAUGACGACCACCGUAAAUUUCUACUGAGGAUCGCCUACGACAUGUCAGGGCACCCAACGCUCUGGCUGCCGAGUAGCAAGCUGAUGGCCGUCAAUGUCACCUACUCAUCCACAGGUCAAAUUGCCAGCAUCCAGCGAGGAACUACUAGUGAGAAAGUAGAUUAUGACGGACAGGGCAGGAUCGUCUCUCGGGUCUUUGCUGAUGGCAAAACCUGGAGUUAUACAUACUUGGAAAAGUCCAUGGUUCUUCUGCUUCAUAGCCAGCGGCAAUAUAUCUUUGAAUACGAUAUGUGGGACCGGCUGUCUGCCAUCACCAUGCCCAGUGUGGCUCGCCACACAAUGCAGACCAUCCGAUCCAUUGGCUACUACCGCAAUAUAUACAACCCCCCAGAAAGCAACGCCUCUGUCAUCACGGACUACAAUGAGGAAGGGCUGCUUCUGCAAACAGCUUUCUUGGGUACAAGUCGGAGGGUCUUAUUCAAGUAUAGAAGGCAGACCAGGCUCUCAGAAAUUUUAUAUGAUAGCACAAGAGUCAGUUUUACUUAUGAUGAAACAGCGGGAGUUCUAAAAACAGUAAACCUCCAGAGUGAUGGUUUUAUUUGCACCAUUAGAUACAGGCAGAUUGGCCCCCUGAUUGACAGACAGAUUUUCCGCUUUAGUGAAGAUGGGAUGGUAAAUGCGAGAUUUGACUAUAGCUAUGACAACAGCUUUCGAGUGACCAGCAUGCAGGGCGUCAUCAAUGAAACUCCACUGCCCAUUGAUCUCUAUCAGUUUGAUGACAUUUCUGGCAAAGUCGAGCAGUUUGGAAAAUUUGGAGUUAUAUAUUAUGAUAUUAACCAGAUCAUUUCCACAGCCGUAAUGACGUAUACGAAGCACUUUGAUGCUCACGGCCGCAUCAAGGAAAUUCAAUAUGAGAUAUUCAGGUCACUCAUGUACUGGAUUACAAUUCAAUAUGAUAACAUGGGUCGGGUAACCAAGAGAGAGAUUAAAAUAGGGCCCUUUGCCAACACUACCAAAUAUGCUUAUGAAUACGAUGUUGAUGGACAGCUCCAAACAGUUUAUCUAAAUGAAAAGAUCAUGUGGCGUUACAACUAUGAUCUGAAUGGAAACCUCCAUUUACUGAACCCAAGUAACAGUGCACGACUGACACCUCUUCGCUAUGACCUGCGAGACAGAAUAACGCGUCUGGGUGAUGUUCAGUAUCGGUUGGAUGAAGAUGGUUUCCUGCGUCAAAGAGGCACAGAGAUCUUUGAGUAUAGCUCCAAGGGGCUUCUAACACGGGUUUACAGCAAAGGCAGUGGCUGGACAGUGAUCUACCGUUAUGAUGGCCUGGGAAGGCGUGUUUCUAGCAAAACCAGUCUGGGACAGCACCUUCAGUUUUUUUAUGCUGACCUAACUUAUCCCACUAGGAUUACUCAUGUUUACAACCAUUCGAGUUCAGAAAUCACCUCCCUCUAUUAUGAUCUCCAAGGACAUCUCUUUGCCAUGGAAAUCAGCAGUGGUGAUGAAUUCUACAUUGCAUCGGAUAACACAGGGACACCACUGGCUGUUUUCAGUAGCAACGGGCUUAUGCUAAAGCAGAUUCAGUAUACUGCAUAUGGUGAAAUCUAUUUUGACUCCAAUAUUGACUUUCAACUAGUAAUUGGAUUUCAUGGUGGCUUGUAUGACCCACUCACAAAAUUAAUCCACUUUGGAGAAAGAGAUUAUGACAUUUUGGCAGGACGAUGGACAACGCCUGACAUAGAAAUCUGGAAAAGAAUUGGGAAAGACCCAGCUCCUUUUAACCUGUAUAUGUUUAGGAAUAACAACCCUGCAAGCAAAAUCCAUGAUGUGAAAGACUACAUCACAGAUGUUAACAGCUGGCUGGUGACAUUUGGCUUCCAUCUGCACAAUGCUAUUCCUGGAUUCCCUGUUCCCAAAUUUGAUUUAACAGAGCCUUCCUACGAACUUGUGAAGAGUCAGCAGUGGGAUGAUAUACCGCCCAUUUUUGGCGUUCAGCAGCAAGUGGCGAGGCAGGCCAAGGCCUUCCUGUCCCUGGGGAAGAUGGCCGAGGUGCAAGUGAGCCGGCGCAAGGGCGGCGGCGCGCAGUCGUGGCUGUGGUUCGCCACGGUCAAGUCGCUGAUCGGCAAGGGCGUCAUGCUGGCCGUCAGCCAGGGCCGCGUGCAGACCAACGUGCUCAACAUCGCCAACGAGGACUGCAUCAAGGUGGCGGCCGUGCUCAACAACGCCUUCUACCUGGAGAACCUGCACUUCACCAUCGAGGGCAAGGACACGCACUACUUCAUCAAGACCAGCACGCCCGAGAGCGACCUGGGCACGCUGCGGCUGACCAGCGGCCGCAAGGCCCUGGAGAACGGCAUCAACGUGACCGUGUCGCAGUCCACGACGGUGGUCAACGGCAGGACGCGCAGGUUCGCCGACGUGGAGAUGCAGUUCGGCGCGCUGGCGCUGCACGUGCGCUACGGCAUGACCUUGGACGAGGAGAAGGCGCGCAUCCUGGAGCAGGCGCGGCAGCGCGCGCUCGCCCGGGCCUGGGCGCGCGAGCAGCAGCGCGUGCGCGACGGCGAGGAGGGCGCGCGCCUCUGGACGGAGGGCGAGAAGCGGCAGCUGCUGAGCGCCGGCAAGGUGCAGGGCUACGACGGGUACUACGUACUCUCGGUGGAGCAGUACCCCGAGCUGGCCGACAGCGCCAACAACAUCCAGUUCCUGCGACAAAGCGAGAUCGGCAAGAGGUAACCCCCCGGGCCCCGCGGCCGGCCGGGGAGCCAGACCCAGCCGGGGCGCUGCGCUUCUCGGGAGCCUGAACCCACCUCUGCUCAGAUUGUUCUGUAGCACAAUCCGAAUGGGACUCUCCGGCACGGAGGAGCCUUCCUGGAGAAUGACACUGCUCUUAAGAGAAAAAAUCCACAAAAACAGAAAACUUUUUUAUGAAUGACCUUAAAGGUGAUCGGCUUUAAAGAAUAUGUUUACAUAUGCAUAUCGCUGCACUCAGUGGGACUGGAAGUAUUAAAAGGAAAAAGAAAGAAAGAAAGGGAAAAAAAAGGCCUACGCAUUUUGCUCUAGGCCGUGUGUUCGUUUGAGGCACUGUAUUUAGAGUAAAAAGGCGUACAGUGUUUCCAAAUAUUCCCGAAUUGUCGACCUUUGCUUACAAGAGGUAGUCUCUGCAUAGGAUGUGAUCUAUAGCUCUGUUAAUUCUAAAAUGUGGGGCAAAAUUACUGUUUAUAGACAAUCCAAGCGCUGUCGCUGUGCUGCUUUCCAAACGGACGUUGGCGCGAGUGACUUCUGCCACCGCCGGGAUUUCAUAACGGAUUUUACAAUGCUAACGUGGUUUGCCUUGGGGAAAAAACUGGCGAAUAGAAUCCUUGUCACCGAUAAGCAAAGGAAACCCUGAUUUUUUUGUAAAUUAUGUGAGACAAGUUGUUUAUGGAUUUUUAUAUGAAUUACAAUUUACUGUACAUCAAAUAUUAGUCUCAGAGGAGUUAAUUUAUGUAAAGUGUUUAAAAAGUUUAUACUUAAAAAUAAAAUGAUAAAAACAUGUGAACUGUGUGAUUUUUUUAAAAGGAUUGCACCUUUUGUUAUCUGUUAUAGCUGUACAGUAUAAAUUAUUAUAUUGUAGAGAUAUAACGACUUAUGCCUAUAAUGUCCAGAAGUGUUAAUAUUUUUGUAUUAGGUUGAAGAAAUGUGCAGCUUUCUAUCACUAGAUAGAUAGAUAGGACAGUGCAAUCCGAAGUGUUGGCUUGUCACAGAACUGCUCCUUUCUCUUCUCUUUCUCAUCAAGCCAGUGCCCUCAACCAUUAUCGACUAAGAGGCACAGUGAAAAACUAAGGCUGGUGGAAUGUAAUGGAAGAUAUGAACAAAAAAGCGGCAGCAGGGGUUCUCUGGCCUUCUCAGCCCUAAAAGUCGAUGGGAAGUUGGUAUAAUUAACCACAGGGUUUUUACUGUUACCCGUCCUUGAGGCUCUGUUUCAUGAUGAAGGUGAGAGACCACAUCAGAUGCCGGGAAACAUUUGCCAGAAGGAAAGGAUCUGAUGUAGUCAUGACCACAAACAUGUGUCUUAAAAUCUAGGGAAGAUAGCAGAAACCAAGCAGUGGUGAGAGAGCCAGAUGGAGAAGGUCAAGGUCACUCUGCCAGUCUUGGGUUUGGACCCUCAGGUCACCAAGAGGGACAAAAAGAGAGACAAAAGCUCCUGUAAUGUAAGCCCACAUGACCCAACCAUCUUGGGAGCUGGUUUGACUGGCAGCCUCUGCUCUGUCUCGGGGAAGCCGGGGGUGGCAGAUCCAGCUGGAAGUGAACUGACAGCCGUGCCCUCCUGCACGCGUGCGAGCGGGACCAGGCAUAGCCGCCAUCUGCGCCUCUGUGCCGGCUCAACCGCUCUUGCAGAUCUCUUUCGUGAGCACUAAAUUCAGCCACAAAAAUAUUUUUAGAAAAUAUUUCUCAGUUCAUCGAGCUAUAGUACACACUGUUUUCCUCUCUGUAUAAUGGUGAUAAAAUAUAGCAAGUGAACAUGUCGUAAAUAUAAAGGUUCAAGUGAUGUAUUGAAAAUAAUUUUCUUACUGCUUUGUAUGUAUCACAUACUCUAAAUUGCACAGUAGGCGUGUUUAUUAAACAGAUUGGCUGGGAAAGUUUCAAAAUAGCUACUGAAUUUACAGUCUCAGUGCUAUCACUGUCUUUGUGUAUUUGGUAGAACAUACCUAAUGAAUGCUGAUAUUUUAUUAGAAUGAAAGCACAGAUUAGCAUUAAUAUUUUUUAUCCUGGAAUCCUUUGGCAAGUAUUACGAAGCCCAAAUUUAGAAAACUAUGAGAUUUCAAACCACAUCAACAUGGCUCUGUUUUACAUUUUAUUUUUUAACUGUUAGGUGUCUGCAGUUCUGUUCCACGGAGCUUCUGUCUUGAGCAUGCUUGUAAGUACUUUUGGUUGAAAUAGGCUCUGAGUCUAAAUUCUCAGAAAUGUUUCUGAUGUAUUGACCAUGAAAAGCUUGUACCGCAUCACAGAAAUGAAAUCAUAACCUUAUCCUCUUUUCGACACGGACUGGUCCUUUACACUGGCACCGAUAACGAAGUUUUGGAAUAUCUCCUGGUGCUUAUCUUAGAUGAAGUCAAAUCAACCCAAUUAGUGUCUUGUUAGUAAGUAUAAGGAGCCUAUUUCUUUCUAAAAAGACUUGUGAUCUGGACAUGCUUUUACAAGAAAUAGUGACCUUGGGGAACAUGUACACAAAAGACCUUUUUCUAAGAGUUGGGGUGGGGUGGGGGACUGUAUAAUGAAAAGAAUUAGCUUACAAAAAAGAAAUUGAUAUUCAAAGUAUUUUAGGCAAAGCCAGUCAAAAUGCUUUCAUGAUAUUUUGAGAUGUAAAUUUUGUCUGAUUUGUAUUGUUCUUUUCAUUUGCCUUCUUAACUUUAUAUGUGACCUGAAUUUUCCAUAACUUGAUGACUAUAGAUUGCAUCUAGGCAUUCCAAUA
Molecule: messenger RNA, 10920 nt
Organism: Ceratotherium simum simum (southern white rhinoceros)
Lineage: Eukaryota; Metazoa; Chordata; Mammalia; Perissodactyla; Rhinocerotidae
Gene: TENM3
Product: teneurin transmembrane protein 3
Biological process (GO): signal transduction; neuron development; heterophilic cell-cell adhesion
Cellular component (GO): neuron projection; membrane
Molecular function (GO): protein heterodimerization activity; cell adhesion molecule binding; protein homodimerization activity
Source: RefSeq, a predicted model, not a curated record